Molecule: messenger RNA, 1466 nt
Organism: Paramacrobiotus metropolitanus
Lineage: Eukaryota; Metazoa; Tardigrada; Eutardigrada; Parachela; Macrobiotidae
Exons: 3
Coding region: 103-1389 (428 amino acids)
Molecular function (GO): protein binding
Source: RefSeq, a predicted model, not a curated record
AGCAACAACCACUGUCAAUGUCCAUCAAAAGUUAUUUAAGCACUGCCGUCUUGGCUGAUUUAAAUUCAUCUAGAAUUCCACAGUAGACUUUCUAUUACUAAAAUGUUAUCACGGCGCUUUUUCAGCGCAGCUUUUUGCUGUGCGGUCUUGAACGCUUGGUCCGCAGGAAUGAAAGCAGAGGAUCCGGUUUCCGUGCCACUGCCUCACAGCGACUGCACACGAACAACCAAUGGAACCACCGUGGCGUGCAUUCGCAGUGACAAUUAUACUAUUCCCGGCAACUUCGAUGUCACCUUAUUUCCCACGGAUGUGACGACCAUCAUGGUGGGAAAGGUGGACGCCCAUUUCACUGGCAAAAAAACGAAUACCAUCCACAACGACGCUCCACCGUUACCGGCAGAUUUAAACGCUUUGAGAACCGUAUCUUUGUUCCACUUUCAAGGAACUAACGGAGUGCGUGUACCCUUCGAGGUCUUCUUAGUCAACGUCAAAGACCGGCUCACUGCUUUACAUUUGAAGUACUGUCGUAUUGGUACACUCAGCGCCAACUUCCUUGACGGAUUUGUACAGCUGCGCAUGCUUGAUCUGAACGACAACGAUAUCAGCCAGAUCAAUGUGGCUGCUUUUGAAGGUCUAUCCAGUUUACCACAAUCAGGGCCUGGACUUCUGGAUACGCUUCAGCUAACGCGAAAUCAAAUUACCACGCUGGAUUGGAGAGUAUUUGCUCCGAUUGCGAACUCGUUGACACAACUCGGGCUGGAAUUGCAGAAGGUUCCUAAGUUGAGCACACUAACCUUAAGCAAACCUUACCAGUUCACCCAGUUGCGCGAUUUGGAUCUUAGUGGGAACUCAUUAGAUUUCUUAUCCCGUCCGAUUCUCGACACCGUACCCAUAACCAAUGACUCGUUUAUUAUACUAGAUGGCAACGCUUUCUGCCCUACCAGCAGAACCUGCGCUUGUUGUGCUGCCAAGGAUUUCGUGAGUUGGGCGCAUGAGCUGACCAACCUAACGGGGGCGCAGCGACCGGAACUAAUGAUGUUUUCGUGUGGGACGACGGGCACGACAGCGUCCUGGUACGUGGAGUGGACUGGGGAAGACCUGCCACCGCUAGAGCAGUAUGCAUGCUGCAGCAAUCCGGCUGCGCAGGACUGCAUAACUACCACAGCCACGCCGAGUACCACGACCCGUACUACGACCCGUACCACGACCCGUAUCCCGUCCCGUACCCCGCCCCGUACCACGCGUCGCUCCACACCGGCGCCAACCAAACCCUGGGAUAAGGAUGAUACGACAAAGCCAGAGGGUCCCGGUGGCGCUGCAGUGACCGAUCACCGUACUGGACUAACGCUGAUCGUAUUUUUGGCUGCUAUGUUUCUCUUGCAUUGGUAAUGUCAAGGUCAUGCCUUGAUCUGAGCUAAUUUCUAAACGACACGGAUGAUACAGUUAACGCUGCGAAAUGUUUGAGG